Molecule: messenger RNA, 1052 nt
Organism: Boleophthalmus pectinirostris (great blue-spotted mudskipper)
Lineage: Eukaryota; Metazoa; Chordata; Actinopteri; Gobiiformes; Gobiidae
Gene: ppp1r3g
Product: protein phosphatase 1 regulatory subunit 3G
Exons: 1
Coding region: 296-907 (203 amino acids)
Biological process (GO): regulation of glycogen biosynthetic process
Cellular component (GO): protein phosphatase type 1 complex
Molecular function (GO): protein phosphatase 1 binding; glycogen binding
Source: RefSeq, a predicted model, not a curated record
UAACCUCUCGCGCGAGGGUCCCCGGUCAGACGCACGCACCUGUUGGAGCGGAGCCCACGUGCCACUCUGGAGAGCCGCGCGCCUCCGGAGCGCGCACGAGGCGGCAGUUUUUAAAGCGGCACGCGCCGGGACAGUGGAGUGAUGUCACACGGAGAACAGAGCCUCGCGCCCCGCGGGCCCCACGAGCCCCGCGGGCCCCACGAGCCCCGCGGACCCCGCGGACCUCGCGCGCCCCACGGACAACGGGCUCCCGGAGUCUGACGAGGAGCUGGACGCGGAGCAGGACGCGGCGCGCAUGCGCUUCAUGAGGGACCGACGCAGGGCGCGCUCGCUGCCCGCGUGCACGGCGUCGCUGCUCGGGGACGGCGGCGCACGGAAGCGCGUGCAGUUCGCGGACACGCUGGGACUGAGCCUCGCGGACGUGAAACACUUCAACACCACGGACGAGCCGCUCGUGCCGCACGCGGUGCUCUCGCGCCACCGGAGGUUCCAGGCGCCCGCGCCGCAGACGCACGCGCAGCCCGUGCUCCUGCCGUGUUUCCCGGAGCCCGCGGACGCGCAGCGGAGAGCGCGCGAGCAGCGCGUGGCCCUGGAGAAAGUGCACGUGACGCAGUUCGAGGUGCGCGGACAGGUGCUCACGCGCACGGAGGACGCGCGUGCGUUGGUCUUCAUCAGAUACACCUUCAACGAGUGGCUGUCCCACGUGGACGCGCCUGCCGUGCGCGUGCCCAACGGCCGCUUCACUUUCUCCGUGCUCGUGCCGCCGCUGUGGAGCGCGAGCGCGGUGCACUUCGCGCUGGGCCUGCGCAGCGCGGAGGGAGAAUUCUGGGACAAUAACGAAGGACGGAACUUCAGCUUCCGGUACGGGUACGGCCGCCCGCACGCGCACGCGCUCAGAGACACCUGAGGCGCGUGCACAGCUGAAAGAAAAACAACGAGCGCCCACAGCCGCGUGCGUCAUGACGCACGCGUCUGCUCCACCGGCGCAUUACGCGCGCUCUGUGGACGGAUCAGAAAUAAAAAUGUGAAAUAAACUUUGAGAAUUUAACAAA